AUGCCGGCCGGACAAGGGAACGGCACGGGCAGCCUGUCGUCCCGCGGCCAGCGACUGAUGGGCUCUGGCCACUGCGCAGGCACAGACGCGGGAGAAUGGGCGAGCCAAGGCAAAGUCAAUGCACGGGCUGCAGCGCUUGGGCGGCGCGGCGGGAGUCACCAACAGCUCAGUGGAAGCGAGUCCAUGCGCUCCGAGAACCUGGCACCUCCCUCCCUGCCCGCUGGUCUCCCUGUCAGGCAUGGGCCUGCGCCUGAGCCUGAGCCUGAGCCUUGGUCUUGGGACGGGGAAUGGCAAUCCAAUGAACCCACCUGUCGCAACGGUUGCUUCCCGCCCGAAACAGAGACAUGGCCAGUGACACCCCUGGCGCAGGCAAAGAAGAAGAGAUGA
Clonostachys byssicola is the source of this 387-nucleotide messenger RNA. Lineage: Eukaryota; Fungi; Ascomycota; Sordariomycetes; Hypocreales; Bionectriaceae. The record is from the annotation of a GenBank genome assembly.